Messenger RNA from Octodon degus (degu), 1687 nucleotides. It is a transcript of the gene Mcl1, whose product is annotated as MCL1, BCL2 family apoptosis regulator. Lineage: Eukaryota; Metazoa; Chordata; Mammalia; Rodentia; Octodontidae. Gene Ontology annotation, biological process: intrinsic apoptotic signaling pathway in response to DNA damage; positive regulation of apoptotic process; release of cytochrome c from mitochondria. Gene Ontology annotation, cellular component: mitochondrial outer membrane. Gene Ontology annotation, molecular function: channel activity; protein homodimerization activity; protein heterodimerization activity. The record is from RefSeq and is a predicted model, not a curated record. The transcript has a single exon. Bases 1 to 795 code for a protein of 264 amino acids.
AUGGCAGUUAGCAAGAUUAGAAAUAGAAAGCAGGGAAAAGUGCAGAAUGUUUCUUCUUGGCGGCCGGGGGAUAUGGAAGCCCCGGCCGCCGGCGCCAUCAUGUCGCCUGAGGAGGAACUGGACGGGUACGAGCCGGAGCCUCCCGGGAAGAGGCCGGCCGUGCUGCCCUUGUUGGAGCUGGUCGGGGAGGCCGAGAAGAGUCCCAGCGCCGACGGCUCGCUGCCCUCCACGCCGCCCCCGGCGGAGGAGGAGGAGGACGAGCUGUACCGGCAGUCGCUGGAGAUCAUCUCGCGGUACCUGCGGGAGCAGGCCGCCGGCGCCAAGGACUCGAAGCCGCUGGGCGGGGCCGGGGCCGCCGGCCGGAAGGCGCUGGAGACCCUGCGGCGGGUCGGGGACGGCGUGCAGCGCAACCACGAGACGGCCUUCCAAGGAAUGCUUCGGAAACUGGACAUCAAAAACGAAGAUGAUGUCAAAUCCUUGUCACGAGUGAUGGUCCAUGUUUUCAGUGACGGCGUAACAAAUUGGGGCAGGAUUGUGACUCUCAUUUCUUUUGGUGCCUUUGUGGCCAAACACUUGAAGAGCAUAAACCAAGAAAGCUGCAUCGAACCAUUAGCAGAAAGUAUCACAGAUGUUCUAGUACACACAAAAAGGGACUGGCUAGUCAAACAAAGAGGCUGGGAUGGGUUUGUGGAGUUCUUCCACGUAGAGGAUCUAGAAGGCGGCAUCAGAAAUGUGCUGCUGGCUUUUGCAGGUGUUGCUGGAGUAGGAGCUGGUUUGGCAUAUCUAAUAAGAUAGCCUUGUAAGUGCAAUAGUUGACUGUUAAACAACCCCAGGCGCCAAAACAUUAUACUUCUGUGAAAGCAAAGUAUUUAUGAAGCUGGUGGGCUUGAAGCUGUCCAAGCAGCAACUUCAAAGAGGCCAGAAAGCAAGAACAUGAUGGCUGCCAGUCAUGGGAGAAGUAGUCCCCUUCAAGAGCCACAGUGUGAAAGAAGCAAAGUGCAGUUUCAGCAACAAACUGUGAGACUGUGAAAGACUUCGAGAUGUAGCGAAGGUGAUAGGGUGGAAAGACUUGAUUUCUUUGUGUAAAGCCAGAGGAGUGGCCAGUAGCCAGCUAGUCAUAAAAGUCAUUAAAUAUACCCACCAAGUCAUCAAUUGUCUCCUGUCAAAGAAGCACUAACAAUGCUAGUGACUUGUGCAUAAAGUGGAUUUAAGCUACAAGGAGUUGAACUCUGACCACACGCCUCAGUGCUGUGGAGCAGCAUGUGAAGGGCAGCUUUUCCUCUGUAAUUCACUUCCCCAGUGUACUUCUUGAGUAGACCAACAAUAGUUAGAAAUAUGGAAUAGUCUCAGUUUUUAAAACAAAAGUAACUUGUAUUUGUCUGUAAAAAUUGUUUAUAUUUUUACAGAAAGUAUUUGGACAAAGUAUAUCAAAUUAACAGUAGUUUUUUUCAUACCCUUUUGAAGUUUGCAACUUCUGUAGUUAGCAAUCUAUUUCUUACAGCUUUUCUAUUCAGAGCUUUGUCCUGGUCAGUUCUAGAAUGUAUACAGAACUAACUAAAGUUAUGUGUAUGCAGCCUGGUUGUACUGGAACAAAUCUGAUUCAUAACUAUGCAGGGUUUAAUUUUCCAGUCUGAUUUUGGUAAAUAUUCCUUAUAUGGCUUCUGGGGGAGGGUGGGCUGAUAUCUUA